AAGUGCCGCGCUGGUCGCGCUGCCGGGCGGUCGCCCGCCCAGCCGCCAGCCAGAACCGAGAGAGCGAUGGUGCCGGCUGAAAGGAAAUCUGCUUUUUCUGAUGAAAAAUAAGGGUUCUGAAGCCUCCGAAGUGGUAAUCCUGGAACGAUGCUGGGUUGUGGAGUUCAGGAGUAAAGCAGAUGUUUCAAUAGUUCUCAAGUUUCAGAGCGGAGAACCGGAUCUCUACCUUGAAGCGGUGUCAAAGCCAGACUGUGAAUCUUGGGCUGUGGCGCUGGGGGAGGCCAACUCAGAAGGUUUGCGGAAUAAAAUUCAGCAGCUCCGAAGGCUGAUCAUGGAAAUCAAAGAGGAGAGAGCAUCAGAUGAAGCACGCCAGUUUCUUCCUUCAUCCCAAGCAGACAGUCUUGGAGAGCCGCAGUUUACGAGUAUUCAAAGAACUGCAAAUGAGCCAAAGCUGGAGUUCAGUCUUGCAUGCAAGGAUCUGGUGGCUGCUACCCGUGAUCGGAAGCUGAAUACCUUCAUACAAGUCUCGGUGGUACACCCGGCAGAGCACAUCUUGACGAGGUAUUCGAGCACUGAAAUCGUGGAGGGUACAAGAGAUCCACUGUUCCUGACUGGUGUGACAUUCCCACCGGACUAUCCCAUCUAUGAAGAGACUAAAAUAAAACUAACAGUCUAUGAUGUCAAAGAUAAAUCUCAAGACACAGUCCGCACCAGUGUUCUACCUGAUCACAAGGAGCCAAGAGCAGAUGUUGGAAGAAGCUUCCUGGGUUGUACAACUUUUAGAGUAGGAGACUUGGUAAAGUCAAAGGAGCAGCAGCUGACCCUCACCCUCAGGACUUCUGAUGGUGGAAAGACAGUUGGUACCAUUGAAGUCAAUCUUGUGAAGAUGGGAGAGCUAGAGGAUAGGGAGACAGAUCACAUCACAACAGACUCCCAGGAUCAAAAGUGUGCAUUGGUUCGUGAAUGUACAGCCACUGAAGGCAUAAGUGGUAAAGACAGCUUGCCUUCCUUAAAUGCAGUGUUAAAAAACCCCAUCUGUAAGUUAUAUAGAUUUCCUACUUCUGACAACAAGUGGAUGAGGAUCCGGGAACAGAUGGCUGAGACAACCCUUUCUUUCCAUGUUCCUAAGGAACUGAUCAAUCUGCACAUAAAGGAGGACAUGAGAAGGAAUCAAGAACUUAAAGACUUGGGAGAACUUGCUCCUCACUGGGACAACAUGCGCAAAAGCGUCAUUGCUCACUGUGAUCAGAUGUUGAGCAUGUACCAGGACACCCUUGCAGAGCUUGGGAAGCAUACAGGUUCUUCCUUCAAAUCAAGCUGUAGCAAAGGAGAAAAAACAUUGGAGUUCAUCCCAAUAAAUCUUCAUCUGCAAAGAAUGCACGUGCAUAGUCCUCGAUUGAAAGAUGCUCUGUAUGACGUUAUCACUGUGGGAGCCCCAGCAGCACAUUUCCAAGGAUUUAAGAACGGUGGUCUCCGGAAAUUGCUGAGUAAAUUUGAGGCAGAAAGACGAAAUACUGGGUACCAGUGUAUUUACUAUUCACCUGAAAACACAGCCAAAGCAAAAGAAGUUCUCAGCAACAUCAAUCAUCUACAACCACUCAUAUCAAGCCAUGCAGACCUGCUGCUUAAUUCUGCAAGCCAGCAUUCUCCAGACAGCUUGAAGAAUUCUUUAAAGAUGCUUUCAGAAAAGACAGAGUUAUUUGUGCAUGCCUUCAAGGAUCAGCUGGUCAGAAGUGCCCUUUUAGCACUAUACACAGCCAGACCUGGCUGUGUCCUCAAGAAACCAGCUGUGCCUAGAAGCAGUGCAGAAGAGGGGGGUGAUUUACAGCAUCAGGAUCAUCCUUCUCAGGUUAAAAGGCAGGACUCUAUACCCCAUCAUUCUGAGUAUGAUGAGGAAGAGUGGGACAGAGUGUGGGCCAAUGUGGGGAAGAGUUUAAACUGUGUUAUUGCCAUGGUGGACAGACUGCUUGAAAAAGACAACAUCAGCAAUGUUAAAGAGGGUGAGAAGGACCCUCCUGCAGCAGACUGCAAGGUGUUGCCUACAGGUGGUGACUGGUAUGAGCAGCUUUAUCCCCUGGUGAUUACACUGAAGGACUGCAUGGGAGAGGUGGUGACCAGGGCGAAGCAAUCGAUGGCUUUUGUUCUGCUCCAGGAACUUGCCUGUGGUUUGCCACAAUGUUUGAUGCUGACCCUAAGAAGAGACAUCGUCUUUAGUCAAGCACUUGCUGGGCUGGUCUGUGGCUUUAUAAUCAAACUGCACACGGGCUUACGUGAUCAAGGAUUUCUACAACAGCUUCAUACUGUUGGAUUGCUUGUGCAAUAUGAAGGACUCCUUAGUACAUACAGUGAAGAAGCAGGGAUGCUGGAAGACAUGGCUGUGGGAAUUUCAGAUCUGCAGAAAGUAAUGUUUAAAGUCAUUGAAGCCAAAUCAGAAGAUUUUUUACCUAUUAUAACUGGAAGGCGUGAACAUUACAUUAUAGAGGUCCAGCUUCCAGCAAAAAUGUUUGAGUUGCUGCCACAAGAGAUUAAAGAGGGAAAGCUGCUUCGUAUGUAUCCAGUACUCUUUAAUGUUGGAAUCAAUGAACAGCAAACACUUGCAGAAAGGUUUGGAGAUACCACUUUGCAAGAAAACAUUAACCAGGAAAACUUAGAACUUCUAAAAGAAUAUUACAAGCUGUUUACAGAAAAAAUGCCUCCUGAUUGUCUACCACAUUUUCAAGAACAAAAUGAUUUAAAGGGAUUGCUAGAAAAUCUCCAUCAAAAUAUCCAGGCCAAAAAGAGAAAGAAUGUAGAAAUCAUGUGGCUGGCUGCAACGAUUUGCCGUAAGCUGAACGGAGUCCGUUUCACCUGCUGCAAAAGUGCCAAAGACCGGACAUCCAUGUCAGUGACGCUGGAGCAGUGCUCCAUCCUGAGGGACGAGCAUCAGCUUCACAAAGACUUCUUCAUUCGGGCACUGGAUUGUAUGAGAAGAGAAGGAUGCCGCAUAGAGAAUGUACUGAAGAAUGUCAAAUGCAGAAAGUAUGCAUUCAACAUGAUACAGCUGAUGGCUUUCCCAAAGUACUACAGACCUCCAGAAGGGACAUAUGGAAAAGCUGACACCUAAGUUUAACAAAAGUAAAGUAAUCAGGAACAUACAUCAUGCUAAUUAGUGAAUAUAAAAAAUUGCUGUUUAUGACUUAUUAAUUGGGAAUGUGUAACUAAAUGAGGUGUUAUUUUUAUCAGGUUUUAUCAUUUUAUAUUGAAACCACUCCAGUUAGUCAUUAUGAAGUGAAAUAGCACGAAAAAGCAACAGACUGAAUAUUCUCGGGCCCAAAUACAUCUGGCUUCUCUUUGUGAAGCUGAAGCUGAGUAUGACUCAAAAGCCAGCUGUUUUGGGUCAUUUAGUCAAAGACUAAAAGGAGAAAUGUCUUUUACUGUAGGAAGUUGCAAUCUGGAAGGUGACAUAGUGACCCUGAACCAAAACCUGUGAUUUGAUCUAAGGAGUCUCUUGCUGCUGGAAAUCAUGUUUUCUGCAACCCAGCAUAGCACCAAGGUCUUGUGAUUAUUAAAUAUUUUGAAGAAGUGUUUAUGAAAGAUGCUAAUGUUAAUACCUGGGCUCAAUAUAAUUUUGGUAAUUACAUUUAGCUGCUUUAUAUAAGCACAGUAACUUCAUAAUAUGCUUUUAACUAAUUGCAGCCUGUGAUUACCGUUUCCUUGCUAUUCAUUUGGAUGCAUCAUUCUUGGCUUUCUGUACCACAGCCAAAUAGCACUUGCUUCACUUUCACAGAAAUCACAUUGAAAUAAGGGGAUUCAUUCUACAAGUAAGGGGGUUUGAAUCUGACCUGUCAUGUUCCCAUUUACUGUAAAUCCCUAAAGCUAAAUUUUCUACAGUUGUAGGGAAAAGGAGUUGUAUAUACAGGAGUUACUGUAUCUAUAGGCUAUAAAAACGUGCCUGUUUUUACAGAGCCUAAGAUAAAUGUUAUAAUCAUGAGUAACCUGCUGUAUUAGAACUAGUUAGUCACUGCAGGUGAUUUAUAUCAAAUGUGUAAUGCUCCAUAUAGACACUCUAGGAUGAAGAACUACCAACUUCAAAAAUGAAUGUUAAUGCUCCUGCCAACUUACGUUAGUCCUCAAAUUUGUCUUGCAAAGAGCAUUUGUGUUUCCUAAUUGUACCUAUUUAUUGCUGCCUCAUGCCUCCCAGAGAGAAACACAAUUAAAAAAACACCCAAGUAUUCACUGGUUACUGACCUUUAUGUAAUGCAUUCAUUUUGAGAACAAAAAAUGCCUAUCUAGAGCAGAAGUGUGAGAAUUUUAUCCUAAUGAAACUGCACUGGGAAUUUGAGCAUCUGUACAAAAUUGUAAUUGCCAUGGAUAAAGAAUUACUGUUUGCUUGCUCCUAUGGAAGUCAAAAAAAGUCUUGAUGCACCACGUGUUACAAUUUGUUCUUUUUAAUCCAUUCCUGCCUAUUACUGGCUAUAAAAUAUGUAACUAUGCUAGCAAAAAUACAUAUUUAAGAGCCUGAUUCUGCAAAUUUGAAUUGGGUGAUUGCAUGGAAAUGUUCUGUCCAUGUGAAUAAAAUUAAACCCAUCUUGUAUAUUUGCAAGAUUUGGAUCUUGGAGGAGAACAUCAGAAAGGGAUCCUUACUCCAAUAUUCAUUGACUUCAGUGAAGCCAAGAAUUCGUCUUUAUGAUAUAGUUCUCUAAGUGUUUGCAACAUGAUUGUUUUUUCUCCAAAGUAGGCCAUUUAAAUGGUGUUUUGGUGCAUUUGUUGCUUAUUUCUGUUAUAUAACGUGCUUUCAUGAAUGACUUUUUUGUUCUUCUGGAAUGUAUUGCUUCCACGAUAGAUGUCAGAACAGCUGACAUUACAUCAUAGAUAAGCUCAGGCAAAUGAGCAUAUAAGGACUUGAUUUUUGUUGUCUUUUUUCUGUUGUAGCAGUGGGUAGUUCUUUUUGAGUGUUGUGUUAGCUAAUCUGUACAAGAGUUGUGUGGGUUUAUGGAACAUUAC
Molecule: messenger RNA, 4983 nt
Organism: Dryobates pubescens (Downy woodpecker)
Lineage: Eukaryota; Metazoa; Chordata; Aves; Piciformes; Picidae
Gene: INPP4B
Product: inositol polyphosphate-4-phosphatase type II B
Exons: 26
Coding region: 101-3103 (1000 amino acids)
Cellular component (GO): cytoplasm
Molecular function (GO): phosphatidylinositol-3,4-bisphosphate 4-phosphatase activity
Source: RefSeq, a predicted model, not a curated record